Molecule: messenger RNA, 1677 nt
Organism: Purpureocillium lilacinum
Lineage: Eukaryota; Fungi; Ascomycota; Sordariomycetes; Hypocreales; Ophiocordycipitaceae
Source: RefSeq, a predicted model, not a curated record
AUGGCUUUCCAGCAACCAGCCCGCCAGGCCAUCCAGCGGGUCGCCCGCCCGCCGACCACCGAGGGCGAUGACGUGACCACUCACGCCCGGCCAUCGUCUGAGCGGCCCGUGGAGGAGUCCCAGACCUGGGUGCUCUUCUCCCCGCCCACCGACGUGACCACGACCUCCUAUCUCAGCGAAUCGGAGCAUUCGCUCGUUACACCGGGACGCUCACGUCUGAGUGAGCUCGGGAGCCUCAACACGGUCGCCAGAUCGGCGCGACACACGGAUACGAGGCAGUCGGCCUCCUUCUCCGCCAUCGACGACGUCUCCGUCGAGGACGACACGGAGCUCGACAGCUUAGACAGCCAUUUACCCGAAUUCCGAUCUAUUCCUGGUGCGCAAGCGGACUCUCAUGACGGGAGCCCGCAGGCCCUUCCUGUCCUCCCUGCACACGACGGGCUCGGGUCCUUUCGCCUGGACCGCCCCGUCUUCAGCCGAGAGGCACAGGACCAAAUCUACCAGUUUGAGAGGUUCAACCCUCGGAGGGUCCGUCGGAGGCUAGACAGCUUCGACCGCGGCCACGUCGAGUUCGAGUACGGCCAGCACCAGGAGGAAGAGAAGCGGCUACGCAUCGAGGCCUGGCGCCUUGAGCACAGCCGCAUAUUGCUGGACGAGGUCCAGCGGGAAACGAGGCGGAGGCGCAAGUCGCAAGCAUCAAUGCACCGCUUUCAGCGACCAGUUGAUGGCGAGUCGGACAACAUGACGUGGCAUGACGAGGAUGCCAUUCAGUCCGUGGGUCCACCCGAGGGCAUCGUGGCGAGAAUCACGCGCAAGGUUGUCAAGGAUCUUUUGGGAAUCGACGACAGGCUGCUCUCCAUUUUGCUGGGUGAAACUCUUCCCGAAGAUGACGAGCUGUCGACGACUCCCCGGGCGUCGCAGCUGGGCGGGCAACUUUCCUCGGAGAUGGGGGGCGAUUCUACCUGGCAGGUUCAGAUCCUGGAGAGGUUGUCGCAGGAGCUCGGCUUGCUGGUCAGCCAGCUGUCGCACCAUCCAGGCGCGUUCUCGACGUACUCGAGAGUGCAGCAGAUGCCGCUGCCGUAUGCCGGGCUGCCCGUCAUACCCGAGUCCGUGGACGGGCCGCAGACAGUAGAGGUGACGGAACCCGAGCGUCGCACCCAGCCGUCCCUGCCUGACUUUCAACCGACGUUAAACCAACAAUCUCAGCCCAUCAACAUUCCCACCCGGAGAAGCGACGAAGCCAGCGUGGCCAAGGAGGACGUGCCGAUGGACAACGCCUUUACCAAGGACGAGUGGGAGAGGAGUCUCGACGUCAAGCUGGUGUUCCGGUAUCUCAUUUCGCGCUUUACGUCACGGUCCAAGGGCUCGACGCCCUCGACUGGAUCCCAUGCUGGAACGCCGACGGCGCAGGACAGCACGGCCAAGAUGACGCGGGUACGGCAGCACCAUCCGCUCAUCGCGCGCUCUCGACCCGUCGAGCGGCGGGCAUUCAAAGCGACAGGGCCGGCGAGUCCCGUAGCGCUGCGGCAUCACAGCAGUUGCGCUAGCCAGAGCACGAGACGGUCCGCGCGGAGGAGUAGCUGCUCGUCGCGGCACUACUGGGACAUUGGCGGCUCGCUGGGGACUGGGUCGAUUGCAGGGCCGCAUGGGCCGAUGGGCAGCUGGGGCGAGGUGUAG